CUCCGCGGGGUGUGCCGUGCGCCUGCGCAGUGUGGGCCGCUCCCCGCCCCCUGCCCCUCUGCUGCCGCCUGCUGCCCUAGUCAGCCAGCCAGCCGGCCGGCCAGGCCCCGCCUCGGCUCUGUGCUCUCGUCCACCUCUCAGCCGCCGGUCUGCCCCGCAGCAGCCAGCCCCGUCUCCAACAGCAUGUUCAGCUGGGUCAGCAAGGAUGCCCGCCGCAAGAAGGAGCCGGAGCUCUUCCAGACGGUGGCCGAGGGGCUGCGGCAGCUGUACGCGCAGAAGCUGUUGCCCCUGGAGGAGUACUACCGCUUCCACGAGUUCCACUCGCCGGCGCUGGAGGACGCUGACUUCGACAACAAGCCCAUGGUGCUCCUCGUGGGCCAGUACAGCACGGGCAAAACCACCUUCAUCCGGCACCUGAUCGAACAGGACUUCCCGGGGAUGCGCAUCGGGCCCGAGCCCACCACUGACUCCUUCAUCGCCGUCAUGCACGGCCCCACCGAGGGCGUGGUGCCGGGCAACGCGCUUGUCGUCGACCCGCGGCGCCCCUUCCGCAAGCUCAACGCCUUCGGCAACGCCUUCCUCAACAGGUUCAUGUGUGCCCAGCUGCCCAACCCUGUGCUGGACAGCAUCAGCAUCAUUGACACUCCUGGGAUCCUGUCCGGGGAGAAACAGCGCAUCAGCAGAGGUUAUGACUUUGCAGCUGUCCUGGAGUGGUUUGCCGAGAGGGUGGACAGGAUCAUCCUGCUCUUCGACGCCCACAAGCUGGACAUCUCUGAUGAAUUCUCGGAAGUCAUCAAGGCCCUCAAGAACCAUGAGGACAAGAUCCGCGUGGUGCUGAACAAGGCCGACCAGAUCGAGACGCAGCAGUUGAUGCGGGUGUACGGGGCCCUCAUGUGGUCCCUGGGGAAGAUCAUCAACACCCCCGAGGUGGUCAGGGUCUACAUCGGCUCCUUCUGGUCCCACCCGCUCCUCAUCCCCGACAACCGCAAGCUCUUUGAGGCCGAGGAGCAAGACCUCUUCAAAGACAUCCAGUCUCUGCCCCGAAAUGCCGCCCUCAGGAAGCUCAAUGACCUGAUCAAGCGGGCGCGGCUGGCCAAGGUCCAUGCCUACAUCAUCAGCUCCCUCAAGAAGGAGAUGCCCAACGUCUUUGGUAAGGAGAGCAAGAAGAAAGAGCUGGUGAACAACCUGGGAGAGAUCUACCAGAAGAUCGAACGAGAACAUCAGAUCUCCCCUGGGGACUUCCCGAGCCUCCGCAAGAUGCAGGAACUCCUGCAGACCCAGGACUUCAGCAAGUUCCAGGCCUUGAAGCCCAAGCUUCUGGACACAGUGGACGACAUGCUGGCCAACGACAUUGCCCGGCUGAUGGUGAUGGUGCGCCAGGAGGAGUCCCUGAUGCCCUCCCAGGCUGUGAAGGGUGGCGCCUUCGACGGCACCAUGAACGGGCCCUUUGGGCACGGCUAUGGUGAGGGGGCCGGCGAGGGCAUCGACGAUGUCGAGUGGGUGGUGGGCAAGGACAAGCCCACCUACGAUGAGAUCUUCUACACGCUGUCCCCCGUCAAUGGCAAGAUCACAGGCGCCAAUGCCAAGAAGGAGAUGGUGAAGUCCAAGCUGCCCAACACGGUGCUGGGGAAGAUCUGGAAGCUGGCCGACGUGGACAAGGACGGGCUGCUGGACGACGAGGAGUUCGCCCUGGCCAACCACCUCAUCAAGGUCAAGUUGGAGGGCCACGAGCUGCCCGCCGACCUGCCCCCACACCUGAUCCCGCCCUCCAAGCGGAGGCACGAGUGACUGAGUGACCGAUUGACCGGCCUCGCCCCGGCCACCCGCCAUCUCCACACCACGCAGCAGGCAGAGGCCUGGGAGGCAGAGACUGGGGGGAGGGGAAGGCUCACCAUUUCUCAAGGUCCAUAAAGACUGAGCGGAUGUUUCCUCAGCUCUUGAAAAGGAAAACCGCCAUCUUUAUUUUAAGGCUGUUCCUGGGCCCGGCUGGGGAGGCAGGGGUGAUACACAGAUGUGAAUGAUGGAAUUUUGUGCACAAGAACUAUGGAUAUUUUUAAUAUAUAACGUUAGAGGCACGUUC
This is a messenger RNA of Lemur catta (Ring-tailed lemur), 2080 nucleotides long. RefSeq names its product EH domain containing 1 (gene EHD1). Gene Ontology annotation, molecular function: molecular adaptor activity; protein binding; GTP binding. Gene Ontology annotation, cellular component: plasma membrane; intracellular vesicle; cytoplasm. The transcript has 5 exons. Gene Ontology annotation, biological process: clathrin-dependent synaptic vesicle endocytosis; endosomal transport. The record is from RefSeq and is a predicted model, not a curated record. The coding region runs from base 184 to 1788 and encodes 534 amino acids. NCBI's taxonomy places the organism in Eukaryota, Metazoa, Chordata, Mammalia, Primates, Lemuridae.